Messenger RNA from Terrapene triunguis (Three-toed box turtle), 2670 nucleotides. RefSeq names its product V-set and immunoglobulin domain-containing protein 4-like. Gene Ontology annotation, molecular function: complement component C3b binding. Bases 283 to 1473 code for a protein of 396 amino acids. The transcript has 9 exons. The record is from RefSeq and is a predicted model, not a curated record. Lineage: Eukaryota; Metazoa; Chordata; Testudines; Emydidae. Gene Ontology annotation, biological process: negative regulation of complement activation, alternative pathway; negative regulation of macrophage activation; negative regulation of interleukin-2 production.
AGGCGGACGGUGAUUUUGAUUCUUUGUUUUAUACCUCUAUAAGUAGCUAAGUGAUAAAAAUACACCUACGUUCUUAAAGUAUAGGCCUUUACAAGCAGGCCUGAAUAUCUGUAUUCUAACAGAAGGAAGGAAAAGAGAGGAGCAGCAACAGCAGCUCUAGAUCCCAGAUGAUAUAAUAAGUGAAGAGAAGGAAGUAUUGCUGACUUGGCUUCUGAUCCUGGCAGAGCGAGUCUGUCUCACUGAGUUCAGCGUAAGAGAGAAGUAGCUGCAGUCCUGUGAAGAAUGGAAAAGUUAAUGUGGUUAGUGGCACUUGUGAAUUCCUUCAUCUUCUGCAAUGCUAUCCUGGAACUGACUGGCACCCACGACAUUGAAGGGACAUGGAAGAGUUCCAUCACCUUGCCAUGUGUCUAUGUGCCUUCCCAGGACUUUGUGCAGCAAACAGUCAUUUGGACCCUGGACCGAGAUCAAAACCUUGCCACCGUCUUUCGAAGGGAUAGCUCUGGUGAUCACAUCAUGUUGUCACUAUACAGAGGUAGGGUCAGCGUCCCAAAAUACAGGCCAGGGGAUGUCUCUCUUGAAAUUGAGAAGCUUGAAAUAACAGACCGUGGACACUACACUUGCAAAGUCACCUGGAGAGCCCAGAACAGCAGCCUGCUGACAAAGGAGAGAACCACUACAGUUAAGGUUAUUAAAGUUGCAGUGACUAAACCCAUCAUCAGACCAGGCAAUCUGGGAUUCACUGUACCAAAAGGGGCUAGGACAAGCCUGACCUGCUCUGCCAAUGGGUCCCCACCCAUCAUCUACCGCUGGUUCAAAGGAGAGCCAGGAGGAGACGCAGUGCAUGUGAGCAAUCACGCCGUACUCAUGUUUGAUUCUCUGCGAACGUCUGACACGGGGAAAUAUUACUGCGAAGCAGAAAACAAAGCAAGCUCACAAGUUAUACAGCAGAGUGAUGCAGUGCAGCUGACUGUGAGGGACCUCACAAAACCAGCAACCACAGUACCCAGCUCUGAGAACAAGGCGAACACCACGGCCAAGGCUGUCUCAGAAAGAGAUCUGAUCACGACAGCAUUGGCAACUGGGAGUGACGUGCGAGUUCCAGAAACGCAUGAAGUGACAACGGCCCCGCGGAGGACCGGCCUGCCCCUCUAUCUCCUCAUCCUGAUCGUUGUGCUCUGUGUGGCUGUGGUUUUUGUUGUCGUCGCUGUCGUCUUGUGCAGGAGAAAGACCAAGGAGGAUAAUCCGUAUGAAGUAACAUAUCAAAACACGAGGAAUGACGCGAGAAGACAGACUUGUUCAGGAGUCAAUGGCAAGUGCAUGUAUGAGGAGGGAAAACCCACGGUCAAAAACAACUACACAACACAGCCUGUGAAAGAGAAUGAAUAUGAGACAAUAAGCAUAAAGGAAAACAUUGAAUACAAGUUCCUUGUGAACGCAAUGGAAUCGGAAUAUGAAGUGGGGGAUGUUCAAUAGGGAACCAGCAUUUUCAUGCAAGCAGGAGUGCAGAAGAUAGAGCUGGACAGCUUCAACGGUGACCCUUCACCAAGGGAAACCCUCCUUCCCGUCUGUCUUCUCCUCUGGUAAAUAUUCUAAACUCAUUCGUUUAUUUGUUCAGGGGGAACUGUGUCACCUUCUGCUUCUUUAGCAAAUUGAGCUCUGGCCUUUGUUGCAGAAACCCUCAGCAAAGCAGUUAUCUAACUGAUUUAUGCAGUGAUUAAUUUGUGAGCAUCCUGAAGGAUGGGGAUCAGGGCUAAAGGGGCUCCACAAAAGUCUUGAAGCUGCAGAUCAAGGUAGAUAGUGGAUUGUAACAUACCUAACAAAUGAUAAUGAAAACAAUAAAAAGAUCUAUAAUGAUAAGUGUACAUUCCCUGGCUAGAAAGUUACUGAAUGCUUAGGGCCAGGGAACUUUGUUAAAAGGAGGAAAGUUCUCUGGCUUCCUCCACUACAUUAAACCACUGAUUUUACAUCUUAUUUGCACUCAGGUCUUCUCCCCAAGAUUUGGGGUGGGGUGGUAAAGGGUCCGUAAGGGUUUGGUUGAUGUCCAGGGUGUGUCAGAUUGGAGCUGAUUGUUUGCUAGAAGAAAGAAUAGCAUCUUUCUUUCCUGCCUCUCUUCUGGAAAAUCAGAGUUGAUGUUGGGGAAAAUACUACAGCUUGACUUUAGGGUGGGGGGAAUAGGAACACAAUAUAAUAGGAAUGUUACAGGACUUUGUCAUCCUGAGUCAGAGUUUAGAGGGGAACGAAACGGGUGGUCUAGUGAUAUGAGCCAAGGGUUUGGGAACCAGAAUCUCCUGAGUUUUAAUACAGGCUCUGACACCGGCUCACUGUGUGACCUUAGAUUGAGACACAUGCCAAUCUGCUUCAGUUAUUUAUCUGUGUAAUGGAGAUAUUAAUACUGACCUAUCUCACAGGGAUGUUGUGAGGCUUUCAUGUUUGUAAUGUGCCUUAAACAUAGCAAGUGCUUGAUAAGUGCUGAGUAUUUUAAUAUUCUCCCAUGGUAAUUGCAAAGGGGUCUCAAGGAGUCUAUUGAAUCUUGACUCUGACCACUUUGGUCUUUCAUUAUCCAAUGUACGCUCAUUCUGUUUCCUGCAAUUUAUUCCCCUUGCUCUCUUGUCUGAUGUAACUCUGCAGAGUGAUUUGGGGUACAGCGUGCCCUACUCAAAAUAAAGUUAG